This is a messenger RNA of Pelagomonas calceolata, 1877 nucleotides long. NCBI's taxonomy places the organism in Eukaryota, Pelagophyceae, Pelagomonadales, Pelagomonadaceae. The record is from the annotation of a GenBank genome assembly.
UGUUGGAGCCGCCAAGAGCAGCACAGGCGCCAGGGUGCACGACGCGCAGCACUCGCGCGCCCUGUCUAAGCUACACUCAGCAGUGCAGAGGUACGCCGCGUCGAGCGGGAACCGUGCGGAGCGCUCUGCUGCGAUGAAUGCUCGCCUGUGCGCUCGCGUCUGUGACGCGUGAUACCCGCGGAGGCCUAGCCGCGCGGCAAGACAGAGAAGGCUGAGCAGGCAGUGCAAAAAGCUCUCAGCAAGUUGUGGCUUGCUGAGGCGCGUAGCCGUCGUCAGCGCGUGAGCGCUCGUUUGUCAGUCUAACAAUGCGUUUCGCUCGAGUGCUGCUGCUGCUGCAAGCCUGCAGCGCACUGCUGUGGCACCAGCCUCCACGCUGUCGCCGCGCCCAGCCGCCCCGCGUCGGCACGAGUCUGGACGACUUUCCGGCGGCGCGCUGCACGGAUGCCUGUAAACUGCGGACGACGGGCACGUUGCCAAAAUGGCUCGCGGGCGCCGUCGUCCGCAACGGUCCCGGCCGCUUCACGACUGCGAGGCAGAACUGCAGCCACCUUUUUGAUGGGAUGGCGCUGUUGUCGCGCUUCGAAGUGGACGGCGCCACGAAUUCUGUGAAGUGGACGAGCCGCUAUCUCCGGUCGCAAGCCUACGAGUACGCUUCUACCAAUGGAGGACUGCUCUACAACGAGUUCGGGACGGCCGCCGGCGUGGGGCUUGCUGGGAGGGCCGUCUCGUUGAUGCGCGGCGUUUUGGCCGGAGGCACCACGGACAACGCGUGCGUGUCGGUCGUGCCGACUGCCGAUGGACGCGCCGUCUGCCUCUCGGAGCCGACGCGGGCUUCGUACGCCAUCGAUCCUAAAACCCUGGAGACGCUAGGCGCGCACUCGUAUAAAGGGAGCGACCUGCCCGGGCUGCUGCACACCGCGCACCCUAUCCCUUAUGGAGACGGUUUUGUGAAUGUGGCCACGGCCCUAUUUCCCGUGCCGAAAUACACGGUCUACAAAUCAGAUGGCAACUUCCAGCACCCUCGACGCAUCUGCGACCUCGCGCCCUCCCAAAACUUUCCCGAUGUCAGUUGGCACCACUCCUUUGCGGUGGGGGGCCGGUACGCGAUUGUUAUCGAGACCCCGUGCGUGUAUAAUGUGGCGGCUUUGGUGGGAGUGGCGGACGCGGCCCACAUCGCCUUCGACUGGCGCGAUAAUGCGCCGACGACUCUUCGAGUUGUAGACAUUGAAAAGGGCGAGGAGGUUACAAAGCGUACAUUGCGCGAACCUUGUUUUUUCUUCCACGCGGCGAACGCGUUUGUAGAAGGCACGACGUUGCACGUCGACGUCGGCUAUUACGACGACGCGUCGAUGCUCAACGGCCUCGCGCUGGAUCGCAUGCGCGCGGCGCCGUCGACGAACGGGGCGACGCCGUCGCGGCUGACGCGUUUGUCGAUUGAGCUGGGGAGCGACGCGGACGUGCGCGCGACCCGGCUCGACGGCCCGGCGGCGGGCGAGUUCUGCGAGUUUCCCGUGGUCGACCCGCGGCUGGCGGGGCGGCGCCACCGCUUCGUCUACGCGGUGGGUUUAAAACGGCCGGGCAACGUCGGGAACCUCUUGACGCGCACAGAUUGCGAGACACAAGAGACCAUCGCGAACGGCUUCGGCGCCGUCGUCGUCGGCGAGGCGCUCGUCGUGCCGCGGCCGGGCGUGCCUGACGACUACGUGGUCAUGGUCGUGGUCCACGACGCCGCGGGCGACGCGCACCUAGUCGUCGCGUCGCCGGCGCUGGAGGAGCUCGCGCGCGCGACGCUGUCCGCGGGCGGGGUCCCGUACGGGUUCCACUCGUGUUGGAUUCCUGAGGCUUGAUGGGUUUGUUUCGAGUAAGUAGAAUGUCGU